Messenger RNA from Penicillium cataractarum, 4647 nucleotides. RefSeq names its product putative Rho guanyl nucleotide exchange factor. Gene Ontology annotation, molecular function: guanyl-nucleotide exchange factor activity. The transcript has 3 exons. Bases 1 to 4647 code for a protein of 1548 amino acids. The record is from RefSeq and is a predicted model, not a curated record. Lineage: Eukaryota; Fungi; Ascomycota; Eurotiomycetes; Eurotiales; Aspergillaceae.
AUGGCGGUCAACGCAACUGCGCCUGCGGGCACCACGAUGGCAGACCUGCCGUUGGAAUAUCUCAGUCUUUACCAUACCGUCGAUCCCUACCUCUCCUCUAUCCUAGUCUUCUAUGGCCCGGUUGCGACAGCAAAUGCCACCGUGAGCAGCUCGCGCAUUCAAGCACACAUCUUUACACCUGCUGGUUUCCAAAGCUAUUCACGAAUCACCAUUUCACCCGCCGCACCGCUAUAUGCUGCAGUCAACCAUCUACCACGCGAGAAACAAGGUGAUCCAGUGGCUCGGGCGCUUGCGGUCAGCAUGUUGAAGUAUUUCGCUGAGCUGUCAGAUCCGCUGAGGAAGCGGCUGACGGACCCCGCUCGGACGGGUCAGCGCGAGAAGAUCCCAAAGCUAUUUGAUGAAAUGCAUGCUGCAGAAUUGGCUAAUCGCAUGGUGAAAGUCGAGGACUCAUCAGAUAUUGUGCGCGACAUUCGGAGUGCUUAUCAGGAACGCAGAGCUCCUUGGGUUGACAUGGAUGUUGUGCUACCGGUGGGAACCAUUCAACCCCCUCGGCGGCGGGAUAGCGCUGGCUCCGACAUUGAAGCGACACAAACAAUUCAAUAUGGCCCAUAUACGCCUCUUAUCCAAGCCUUGGGGGAUCCGAUGUUUCUGCCCACAUCAAGACUCAAACGCGCACCCUCACAGCCUACCAAUGUCAGCAAGUCGCGGAUCUUUACACGCAACCAAAAAGAGGCCCUUCGAUUGACAAUGUGUGAGUUUGUGGAUACCGAGGAGCGAUAUGUUGCAAAAGUGUACUCUCUGGUUCACGAGGUGGCGGAUGAAUUCCGGCAAAAGGCCCAACGCAAAGGACCCACGAGCGCCAGCCCGGAUGAGAAAGCGUUAGAGGCACUUUUCCCACCCUGUUUGAAUGAGAUCCUGGAAGUCAAUCUCGGAUUUCUUGAUGUAAUCCGACACGUACUCGAGGAAACGGAGAGAGAUGCCCUCGAGGAUAUCAGUCAAGACACCGAACUUCCCGCAUCCGGUUCACAUCGCGGCUCGUCGAGGGACGCCAGAGAUGCUAUCGGCGCAACUGUAUUUGCUAGGGCAUUGCUGGACUGGCUACCCCAGUUCUCACAACCCUAUGCGGAUUACAUGCGAGCGCAUACUGGGUUUACGCAGACGCUGAACUCUUUCAUGAAAGACAAAGCUUCAAGCUUUUCCCGGCGAGUCUACGAGACUGGGGAGCAGAGACUUCGAUCAUUGUUGAUGGAACCUGUUCAACGUCUCCCUCGGUACAGCCUUUUGAUUGACACCAUGACAAGCAAUCUGCCGCUAGUCCACCCUGCCGUUCGUCCUUUACUGAAAGCUCGCGAUGUUGUGAAGGAUAUUUGUGCGCUGGACAACGCUUCUCCAUCUGGCCAUGCACAAAGUCUGCGGCGUCUAAGGGCGCUUGUUGAUGGAUGGCCGGCAAAGACCUUCCCCGAGGGUCGGCUGAUUACAGCAGUGGAUGUCAAUGAGAUUCCACCUCCGUAUCAACUGGAUGCUCAGGCCUCAGGAUCUGCAGCCGGAAUCAUGCUGCUCUACAAGAACUGUUUAGUCCUACUCGUCAAGGCUACCGAAAGUCGAAUUACCGCGCGUGGGUUGUUAGCCGACAUUGAUAAUGCGGCGUCGUCGACCAACGAUGCUACAACGUCCUUACCCCCGGGAGAGCUCAAGGUCGUUCAAGUGCUCGAGCUUCAUGCAGUCCGCUGCACGCAGUCUACAUGCGGUCGGAUUCUCUUCAUUGUACCCGCCACACUCCCACUGGGCUCCGGUCCCGCAGACGGGAGCAAUGAUAUUCUGGCUUUGGAACUAACAGCCAUGUACGAGGCUAAGGUGAGCCGACUGAUCGAAGAGACCACGAAGGCGCGGAUCGAAGGGCGUUUCUCUGAACAGGAGAGAGAAGGUGGUAAAUGGACCUUGCGCAGUCCUCCUGCAGCCCCCAACACGGCAGGCAUCCUGGCAUGCGUCUGUGAAGAGGGUGAAAGCUUCGCGCUCAAUCAGGCCCAGGCGUCAUCGAUCCGGGUGGUCUUUGACACUCCGAAAACAAAAUGUACUGAGAUCAUGAAUGGGUCUAAUCUGGACGUUUUGCUGUCAAUAACUUCCAAUGGUGACCAAUUCAGGCUGGAAAUUGACUCUGUCAUCGGAUCUCCAUCUACGGAUUUUGUAUCGGCGGAGACAUUUGUUCCGACCCUUUCCAAACGCUUGCAAUCUCUGCUUUCGCCUUUGAACAGCACCAAGAACCCAAAAUUGGUGAAGCCGUUGGUACAUUCAAACUUCGAAAUUCUCCGGUACAUCGCGGGUGGCUUGAUCACAACAGUCAAAUCCUCACGCAGCUUCCGACCCCCUUCUCCCACGAAACUCAUAUCGAACCUUCUGGGAGGCAGCCGUGAGAAUGUCCCGACCAUCAAGCACCCAAGCUCAGCGACUCUACUUGGCGAAUUCCCGAAGAUGCCUCCUCCGAGGGCUAAUCUUUCCAGAUCCAAUACCCUUCCCUCUACUUUCCCCGGGAAAGACAAGGAGAAGGAGAAAGAAAAAGAAAAAGAAGAAAGCCCCAGCAAGAUCUCCGUGGUAGGAGCAUCGGGUGCUCAUGGACUAGAUGGUCAACUUGGAUCACUAGAACAAACCUUUGCUGCCUACGUGCUUUCCCUGCAAUCUCGCAGCGGUAAUAUUCUUGGGCGAAUGCUUCGUGCCAGAGACCAUGCGGAUCGUGCACCCGUCAAUGAGCUUUACAAUAUCCUGCUGGAAGAUCCGAGCAAAUUACAAGCAGCCGCUGAGGUGCCGGUUGACACACUCUUUGUUGCCUUUGAAACGUUCAUGAAGAAUGCCUGGAAAGAAAGCAUGGGCCCGGUAUUGGACCCGCAUGCACUCAAGCUGCUUCAGAACCAGUUUGAUACAAUGUUCCCACUUCAUUUCGAGGAGAAUUUCCGAAAGUUCCUCGUCGAGAUCAGCCCUCAGAACCGCCGGGCGCUGGCUGCAAUCAUUCGUCUUCUUGCCGAGCUGCUAGAUGCAUCAGGAAAUGACGGGGAUCGUGGGGCCCUGACGGUAGCAUUUGCCGAGGUCAUCACAGAAGAGGGAGACCCUGUGCAGCAUGUGUCUCUGUUGGAUCGCCUAGUCGAUGACUUUGACAAUCUCUUCGAGGAGUUUAUUCCCGGCGGCGCUUCAGUGGAGGGAACACUUAGCUGCGACCAAACCAAGACUUCGCAUGCAAACACGGGUUCCGUGAGCUCAAAUAGUUCAUCAUUCCGGAAGCGCUUCGGAUUCAGUCUGCACAAGGAGAGCGCAAAGGCCGAAGGCGAAAGCAAAGUUGCAUCAAUCCUACGAACUCUGAGCAAGAGACAGAGCCCUGGCGAUUCGGAGCCUAAUACACCCAAGGGUUCCUUGCUUCGCUCCAAAUCUACAGAUGUGGAUGCUCGCCUAGGCUUCCUUCGGCCAACCUCCCGUGAUCGUCCUUAUGGAUUUGCAUCCGAGGAGCAAAUCUCCAGGCCAGGCACUGGACAUGGGCAACCGCCAUCAUUGUCCUCCAUCCGAGGCAUAUCUCAUGAUGGCGUGGUUAAAAUUCGCAGAAAGCGAAGAAGUUCCUUGUCUGAUCUUCGUCCUGACACAGCUUCCUCUGAUGCAUCGCAUAUCUCUGCCACCCCCUACUUGCGCCCAGUGACCCCAUCAAACCGACCGCGAGCUGAGGUGACCACGCCAACUAGCCAGUCACGGCCUCAGAGCAGCUAUCUAGCGUCACCAUCUAGAGGUACAUCGCCCGCCAAGGGAACCUCGCCUGGUCGCCUGGGAUCGCCGAUUCGGCAAACAUCACCAACUCGCCCUUCCACCCCAAGUAGGAAGGAGAAUAUCGAUCCCAGAGUUCCACAGACUGAGAGGUCGACCAAGUCCAAGAGCCACAUUCCCGAUUCUCCAACCCAGGAAGCAAAGCGGCGAUCCCGCGCGACCAGCAUUCCGCAGCGGACCCCAGGCCUUCGGGAACGCGCUCCCGUGAAUGGCCCCGAAAUCAAGCGGCCACAGUCCUCGUCCUCGUCCCAAAAGCCGCAGAAGCUGCGGAUGCAAAGUCCUCAAAAGCUUCGCGAGCGCGUUCAAACCGAAAAGAAAACCCAAGCUACCAAUCAACUUGGGUUCCGAGACGAGCUGAGAGCUCUUGGGGAUGAAUUGAACAAUCUCAGGCUCACUGCGCCCAACAAGCCCUAUGUGGAGUCCAGCAUGGGUUCUUCGGAAGCACGCCAAUCUUCGGGAGCUGCGUUGUCCCUCGAAAGCCGCCUGAAGAGUCUCGAGGAGCGAUUCGAUAACAUGUCUGGCGAGUACAAUGGCCGAAUGUCUGCUCUUGAGAAAGACUUGGAGUCUUCUCUGAUCGUGAGCGAAAAGCGUGUGAGGAAGCUUGAUGAGCUCUACCGAGAGGCUAGUGCGGAGAAUGAAGCACUCUACGAUCGGUUCAACACGGAGCUCAGCAAGAUCGCUAGGGACGUCCGAAGCGGUAGUGCAGAGGAGACUAUGAAGUCUCAACUGGCCAAUGCACUGGAGGAGAUUAGUCGCCUCAAGAAAGAGAACUUCCGGCUCAAACGAGAAGUCGGAGGUCUCAGAGCCCAAUCGGCUGCUGUUGCAUUGCUACGAGCCAGUGAACAAUAA